AUGAGAGCAGUAUUUAUCACAGGUACAGAUACUGAUGUUGGAAAGACGUUCAUAUCUGCUUUACUCACUAAAGCUUGGGACGCUAAUUAUUGGAAGCCCAUUCAAACAGGAUUAGAAUCAUGUCAAGGAGAUACCGAGACGGUGCAAGAAUUGACCAAUUUACUGGAAGAUCGAUUUGAGAGACCACAGAUUGAGCUCAACAUUCCUUUGUCUCCAUGGAGGGCAGCAAUAAAGGAAAAUAAACCACAAACAAAAGUUAACGAAAUUGCGAUUCCAGCAAAAUUCUUGAAUAGCUCAAGGCCAUUGAUCAUCGAAGGUGCAGGGGGCUUAUAUGUUCCAAUCAAUGAAACGGAGAUUACUACGGAUUUGAUUUUGCACUUUGAUAUACCGGUCAUUUUAGUAGCUCGGAGUGGAUUGGGUACCAUCAAUCACACUUUGUUGAGUUUAGAGCAUUUGAAGAACCGUGGUAUACAUAAAGUAUAUGUAGUCAUGAAUGGACCAAUCAACACGGAUAACGCUGAAGCAAUCAAAAGAUUUUCCAAAGGAAUUAAGAUUAUUGCGAACAUCCCUCAUUCUAAACUGAAUGAGAUUGAGAGCCUUUUUAGCUACGUGCCCAGUUUAGAUUCUAUAGAAAAAUAA
This is a messenger RNA of Candida albicans SC5314, 639 nucleotides long. RefSeq names its product dethiobiotin synthase. The record is from RefSeq and is a predicted model, not a curated record. Gene Ontology annotation, molecular function: magnesium ion binding; ATP binding; dethiobiotin synthase activity. The coding region runs from base 1 to 639 and encodes 212 amino acids. The transcript has a single exon. NCBI's taxonomy places the organism in Eukaryota, Fungi, Ascomycota, Pichiomycetes, Serinales, Debaryomycetaceae. Gene Ontology annotation, biological process: biotin biosynthetic process.